AUGCCUUCGCAGGCCACCACCACCAACGCGGGAAUUGUUACGGACGAGAGCAGCGGACAGCGCCACAUCCCCGAAUCCCUCCGCGCUGAUGGAACUACCCGAAAAGCCAUCAAGAUCCGACCUGGCUAUCGUCCACCAGAGGAUGUCGAGGUUUACAAAAACCGAACUGCUGAAGCCUUUCGGGAGCGAGGUCGAAGAAUAGGGAUUCCUGGAGCCGCAGGCAUAGAGGAGGAGCAGUCAGAUAAAAAUUCUUCAGCAGCCGGCAACAAAAACGCAAAGCGGAGAGAAGCUCGCAAGCGGGCCAAAGCAGCUGCGGACGACGACGUCGCAAGCGAAACCAAGCCGACAACCGUGGAGACACCAAAGGCUGAAGAGGUCGAUCCGGAGGUAGAGCGAGAGAAAAAGUCCCGUAACCUUAAGAAGAAGUUGAAACAGGCCAAGGAGCUCAGGAACAAGAAGGAAGGUGGAGAGGCGCUGCUACCUGAGCAGAUUGCCAAGGUGAUCAAGAUCAAUGAGCUCAUUCGCGAAUUGGAUGCGCUGGGUUUUGAUGCGGAGGGUGAGCCCAAGUCGAACAAUGUGGUCAAGACGACAGAGGAGGACUGA
Metarhizium brunneum ARSEF 3297 is the source of this 603-nucleotide messenger RNA. RefSeq lists its product as uncharacterized. The record is from RefSeq and is a predicted model, not a curated record. Gene Ontology annotation, molecular function: RNA binding. Gene Ontology annotation, biological process: exon-exon junction complex disassembly. Gene Ontology annotation, cellular component: cytoplasm; exon-exon junction complex. Lineage: Eukaryota; Fungi; Ascomycota; Sordariomycetes; Hypocreales; Clavicipitaceae.